Molecule: messenger RNA, 704 nt
Organism: Haliotis rubra (blacklip abalone)
Lineage: Eukaryota; Metazoa; Mollusca; Gastropoda; Lepetellida; Haliotidae
Product: EGF-containing fibulin-like extracellular matrix protein 1
Exons: 4
Coding region: 285-614 (109 amino acids)
Molecular function (GO): calcium ion binding
Source: RefSeq, a predicted model, not a curated record
ACUACCAGUCGCUCGCUCUCACUCAAAUACAUCGACUCUCUCGCAAGGUACAAUAUUGAAGUAAAACUUGAUGUCGAUAUCCUCAGUCCUACGUUCACUGAUAGUGUCUGCGCAAUAAAAUGCCCGCCACCUAUGGCUGGAUUCGAACCCGGACUUUGUGAUCGGAGGACGGUUGCCUUGUCACAUGAACUAAAAGAUUGAUGCCGUCAAACUAGCAAAACACGUGCGAUGUCGAAGGCUGCGUGAAUGGCGUGUGUGUCCUUCCUCCAGUUUCAGCCGCCCCCAUGUGCAGCUGCAACAUCGGCUUCCAGGUGUCCCUCACCGACCCCAACAUAUGCCUCGAUAUUGACGAGUGUACCCUCAAUACGUCAAUCUGUGGGGUCAGUUUUGACCCCUUCCUCGGCCUCGUGAUCCCGAGUGGGAGGUGUGUGGAUACAGCAGGUUCAUUCUACUGCCAGUGCAACCCCACUGUAGCCGUGCCAUCUUUAGACAACAAAACCUGCAUAUCCACAUCAUUUCAGCAGCAGCAGCAGCAACAGCAACAACAACAACAGCAAUCCAUCUUACAAAGCCUGCUUAACCUGAUCCUGUUGGCCCAGAUAUUUGGAUUAUAACAACAAAAUAUAUUUGUGUCUAAAAGUGUAAAUAUUCCAAUGCUCUGUUGUAAAUGGUGAAAUUCAGAAUUUAUAAUACAAUAUAGUAUA